UGGCGCAUCAGGGGGCGAAUGCACCUGGGCCUGCGCCAUCUGGAGGCCCGGACCCCCUCAAUGUGUAUUUAAAAAUAAUAAUGUACAGCAGUGCUAAGUAAGCUGAGGGAGUAAUUACGCGCUACCAUCAUCGAUUUUACAUAGGCUAUACAUGUAACUGCAUUUAAACCACCCACGGACCACGCCAAGUUACAUAAAUCAAACACACCCUCUCAGCAUUCACUAAUGUAGAACAUUAGCUUCUGGAAAAACGCUUGGUGUUUUAAUUUAAAAUGCCAGAGACAUAUAAAGAGAAGACCAGUGCGCAAAGAGAAGGAGAAGCGAGAUCGGAAAUAGGAAUUUUCAAAACUGAAGAAACUGGAUUAUUUUUUUUUUGGUUUGUACUAUGUUGUUGUCAGCAAAUGCGCGCAAAGAUGAGCUAACGUUAGCUAAAAACAGAAGAUGGCGCUCGGGCUAGCAGCACCGUGGUCUCUCCUUCAUUACCAUGGAACAGUAGACUGGACUUUUCCUCAUUUGAAAAUGAUAAAACCAAGAAAUUUGGCCAAGUCAUAUCAUGGAGAAGUUUGCAUAGAGCAAAGCCAGCAGAAUAGCGUCUAAAUGGGCAUAAGGUGCCAAGAUGCCGUCCCUUGGCUGGCUGCUGGCUCUGUCUCUUGCAGCGCUGACAGGAAACGCUAUUGGCGCUGCUGCAGAUGAGCAAACGGAGAGGAACUGCUCACUAUCCCCACCGUACCUUCCCAGCACAGCAGUAAAUACCACUCUCCAGCUGCAGGAGUUACGAGAACGAAUGCUUCCCCUGAAUAUCUCUGCAUACAUUAUCCCUGGCACUGAUGCUCACCUGAGUGAGUAUAUUGCACAGCGUGAUGCCAGAGUGGCCUUCAUGACCGGCUUUACAGGCUCUGCAGGCACCGCCAUAGUUACUCAGGCCAAGGCCGCUCUGUGGACAGACAGCCGCUACUGGAUUCAGGCUGAGAGACAGUUGGACUGCAACUGGGAGCUGGAAAAAGACGUGUCCAGUAUGGCAAAGUGGCUCAUCUCCGAAGUCCCACCAGGCGGCAAGAUCGGCUUCGACCCGUUCCUCUUCUCCCUCAAUAUGCAGGAGACCUACAGCGACAGUCUGGAGUCAAGCAAUCGCAGCCUCGAGUCCAUCCCUGAUAACCUGGUCGACCAAGUGUGGAAGGAAAGACCACCCAUCCAGCCUGAUGGCCUCACACAUCUGCCCAACAGAAUCAUAGAAAGGUCCUGGCAGAUCAAGGUGAAGGACAUACGGAGCCAGAUGCAGGACAGUCCAUACACACCCACUGCUCUUCUGCUUUCAGCUCUGGAUGAAACGGCUUGGCUGUUCAAUAUGCGCGGCAACGACAUCCCAUACAAUCCUUUCUUCUACUCCUACACACUGCUGACGAUGGAUGAGAUCUGGCUCUUCCUCCACAUGGACAGAGUGACAGAGGAGUUAAAGGUGUAUCUGAACGCCUCCUGUGAAGGUCCUCUCUGUGUGCAGCUAAAAAAUUACGACACUGUCCGUGAUCAUUUAAAGACGUAUGUGGCCCAACCUGGUGUUAAAGUGUGGAUCAGCACAGGGUACACAAACUACGCACUUUAUGAGGUCAUUACACCAGAGGAGAAACUAAUGACAAGCUUCUACUCUCCUGUGCUGGAGACUAAAGCCGUGAAAGAUGAGACUGAACAACGGAUCUUGAGAGAUGCUCAUGUGAGGGAUGCAGUCGCAGUCAUCCAGCUGCUAAUGCGGCUGGAGAAGGCCGUGCCUGAGGGGAAGGAGACUGAACUGACGGCUGCACAAUAUGUCAAUGAGUGUCGUCGCCAACAGAAGGACAACAGAGGCCCAAGCUUCGAGACCAUCUCUGCUAGUGGACCCAAUGCUGCGCUCGCACAUUACAGCCCAACAGAAGAAACCAGCAGGAGGUUGACAGUUGAUGAGAUGUAUCUGAUCGACUCUGGUGGCCAGUAUUUAGAUGGGACCACUGACAUCACUCGGACAGUUCACUGGGGAACCCCCACAUCCAUGCAGAAGGAGGCCUUCACUCGAGUGCUCAUGGGAAACAUUGAGAUAUCUCGAACCAUAUUUCCCUCAGGGACAAGAGGCAUAAACAUGGAGCUGCUGGGUCGCCGGGCAUUGUGGGAGGUGGGCUUGAACUACGGCCACGGCACGGGUCAUGGUAUUGGAAACUACUUUGGAGUUCAUGAGUGGCCAGUUGGCUUUCAGAGCAACAACAUUCCUUUCACAACAGGCAUGUUCACGUCUAUAGAACCUGGAUACUACAAGGACAAUGACUUUGGGAUCCGCAUUGAAGAUAUAGCCGUGACUGUCCCUGUCCAAACAAAGUAUGGUCAUAACUACCUGACUUUUGACACAGUGUCACUGGUUCCAUAUGACAAAAAACUGAUUGACACUUCUCUCCUCAGACCAGAACAGCUUCAGUGGCUGAAUAAAUACUAUGAGACAAUCCGGAGGGUGGUCGGUCCUGAGCUGGACAAACAGAGAUUAUAUGAGGAGAAGGAAUGGAUGCUAAGAAACACCGAGCCCUUCAUGGCGUCUGAAUCUUCUGCAGGCAUCUGUUCCUCUUCGCUGACCCUCAUCAUUCUUGCCAUCGCUCUUCUUCACAUUAUUUGAACAUGUCCAUGUUUUUUGCACUUAAUGCAUUCACAGCAGACUUGCACAAAUGUGGUUCACCUAUGCAGUCUCUACUGAGCAGCUAUACCAGGUUGAGAGAUGAACUCCAGGGCUCCUUUGGAAAAGAGGUUGUAAACCUCAAUGGGACUUCACCAAAUAAAAUAACAUUUUUAAUUAAAGGAUAUAUUUGUUAAAUAGUCAAUUUAUCUGAAUAAAUGUCUAGUAAUGUGAUGUUAAAAUUUUAAAUAUCUCGUGUGAUUUUUCUUUUUAUUUUUAUGUUGAAGCUUUUUGCCUUUUAAACUGGAUAUUUGUAUGACCAGCUGAUAUAAUUUCUAUAUUAU
Monopterus albus (swamp eel) is the source of this 2970-nucleotide messenger RNA. It is a transcript of the gene xpnpep2, whose product is annotated as X-prolyl aminopeptidase (aminopeptidase P) 2, membrane-bound. The record is from RefSeq and is a predicted model, not a curated record. Lineage: Eukaryota; Metazoa; Chordata; Actinopteri; Synbranchiformes; Synbranchidae. Bases 617 to 2629 code for a protein of 670 amino acids. Gene Ontology annotation, molecular function: metalloaminopeptidase activity. The transcript has 22 exons.